AUGGUAGAGCCACGGAGUCGUCCUGAGCAGGCUGAGACCCCAGACCUCUCGCCGCCGUCGCAUCCUCGCCUCGAUGGGCCUGGCAUAGCGUCCUCGCCCUCGUCCGCGCCCCAGCUGGCCCUGCAGAUAUGUCCGCAGACAGCAGAGACCGCAGAGACAGCAGAGAGAGCGCGAGAUGCUUCAGCGCCGUUGGCGCCGAUAGUCGACAUGAGCCCGGCAACGCCACGGACGCCGGUUCUGCAGCUUCGCACCGAUAUCCCGUCAGUCCACCACCAGCCUCACAGACAUCUGCGCGGAGACGUCCACGGAGAGCAUCUGGGAGACGCUCAGAGUGACGCUCACGGGUAUGGCCAUGGGUAUGGCCAUGGGGACUACGGACAGCUGGGGAGCAGCUUCGAGCACCAUAUCCAUCUGAGCCGGUCGACGGCGAGCUUGCCGCGCAGAAUCCCCAGCAUCCGCCAUGCGCUGGCGGAAGUGCAUUCGAGUGCUGGCUCUCUCUCUCCUGGCUCAGCAUUCUCCUCGCCGCAGCUCGCUGGGUUGACUGAUAUCACGCCGCUGCCGUCGCCGCUGCAGCUGGCAUCGCCACCAUGGGGUUCGGCAAGCACCUUUUCCCUGUCGCGCGUUUCAUCUACGGCCUCGAACCGGGAGCUACAUCCUACAUCGCGUCCUCGGCCGGUCCAGACAGCAGCAGGAGUAGGAGUAGGAAUAGGAAUAGGAAUAGGAGGUGUAGGAGGACUAGGAGGAGGAGGAGGACCGGCGUCUCCAGAGAUCAUCAAUCCGUCCCAGCUCUCUGCCCCGAAGCGCGAUCAUCGACAUACCCGCAACAGGAGUCUGAGCGAGUACGUCCCGCCAGCACUCCAGGUCCAUCCAAACCGCAAGGCUGCUGCGUCCGAGGCCACUCCGCCGAGAGACAGAGGCGUCUCUCGCGAUGGGCGGACCAGGCCGAAUCUGCAGCGGGAGGAGUAUCUGGCUGCGCAGCGCGGUAUAUCUGCUCUACCGCCGCCGCUUCCCACUCCACCAUCCGCCCAUGACCUCUCUUCCGGGAUACUGGACAAUACGGUCUACGAUGUGCAGUCGAUCCGGUCGAAACAGCCGCGGAGAUACCGCUGGCAGAGCCUGCUCGGACAGGGAGCCUUCAGUCAGGUUGUCCUCGCUGCCAGGGAGGAAGACGGGACUGAUAAACCACACCCCCGUCGCCUGGUGGCAGUCAAGAUCGUCGAAUAUGGACCGGCCGGCGGAGCUGACGAGGAGCGCGUCGAGGUGUCUCUAAACCGAGAGGUGGACAUACUCAAAUCUAUAGACCACCCGUCCAUCGUCCAGCUCAAGGCGUUCGGAAGCGACAAGAAGAGAGCGUUGCUCGUCUUGGAUUACUGCCCGGGAGGCGACCUGUUUGAAUUCGCCAGCAAGCGCAUGAAGCGUAUCGAGCCGCCGCUCAUCGAGAGAAUCUUCUCCGAGCUUGUGGACGCUGUGAGGUAUUUGCAUAAAAACCACAUCGUGCAUCGUGACAUCAAGCUGGAGAACGUGCUUUUAAACAUCCCCUUUGCAAUGUUGCAGGAUAUCCCCGAUUGGCGCCUCUACCCUCGGGCAGUAAUCACGCUGACGGACCUGGGCCUGUCACGUCGCAUCCCACAGCCUCCAGAGAGCCCUCUCCUGCGCACCCGGUGUGGAAGCGAGGACUACGCUGCCCCCGAGAUCCUCAUGGGUCAGCCCUACGACGGCCGCUCAACUGAUGCCUGGGCGCUGGGUGUUCUCCUAUACGCAAUAAUGGAGAACCGACUGCCCUUUGACCCCCUUCCAGGGACCAGAGGCGACCCUGCAAAGCUCCGGGCCCGUACGCCGCACCGCAUCGCCCGCUGCGAGUGGAGCUGGUACCGAUAUGCCGAUGCAGACGGGGACUGGGACCCUGUGAAGGGGAAAGAACUUGAAGGCGCCCGACGCUGUGUCGAGGCGCUGUUGAAACGAGGUAGCAAACGUAUGCAUCUUGACGACGUCGCGGACAUGGAAUGGGUUAGGGAUGCGAUUACGGCUGAUGUCCAGCCCUUGAAACGGGGUGAUAUCGAGAUCGCGUUAUCCAUUUUCUGGCGUGGAGAGAACGAGAAACAUCUCCGGUCUACUCCAGAGAGCUAUCACGAAACACCAUCCGCUGGAGAUUCGACGUGCGAUGCUUCGUGUACGCUGUGGAGGGCGUCUGACCUCCGGGAGUCUUCUCUCGCCUCUGCUAUCGUGUGUAUCUCCUUCAUCUGGCAUGGGUGUAGCUACAGAGCUACCCUUGUCCAUGCUGCUCCUAUCGCUAACGACGAAGACAGCCAAACCACACGGUCCCGGAACGCAUCCUCCUCGUCCUCCUCGAAACCGGCCAGAGAGCUAAAUAGCGUCUCGAAAAAUGUCACGCAGCCCAUCUCGCAGGGCGCCUCGCAGGCUAUGCUCUAUGCCACCGGCCUAUCGACCGAGGACAUGUCCAAGGCCCAAGUCGGCAUCUCGAGCGUCUGGUACAAUGGCAACCCAUGUAACAUGCACUUACUCGACCUAAGCAACCGUGUACGAGCGGGCGUGCAGAAGACGGGUCUGAUAGGAUAUCAGUUCAAUACCAUUGGCGUCAGUGAUGGAAUCAGCAUGGGCACAAAGGGCAUGCGGUACAGUCUGCAGAGUCGAGACUUGAUUGCCGACUCCAUCGAGACGGUGAUGGGCGGACAGUGGUAUGAUGCCAACAUCAGCAUUCCAGGCUGUGAUAAGAAUAUGCCCGGUGUGAUCAUGGCGAUGGGCCGUGUGAACAGGCCGAGUUUGAUGGUCUAUGGCGGCACCAUCCGUCCCGGCUGUGCUGCGACGCAGAAUAACGCUGAUAUCGACAUCGUGUCUGCUUUCCAGGCAUACGGUCAAUUCUUAACUGGCGAGAUCUCAGAGGAACAGCGGUUCGAUAUCAUUCGACAUGCUUGUCCGGGCGGUGGUGCUUGCGGUGGAAUGUACACAGCCAACACUAUGGCAUCUGCGAUCGAGGUGAUGGGAAUGACACUGCCUGGCUCCUCGUCCAACCCAGCUGAGUCCAAGGCAAAGUACCUAGAAUGCGAAGCUGCUGGCGGUGCGAUCAGGAACUUGCUCGCGGAAGAUAUUAGGCCUUCCGACAUCCUCACGCGUCAGGCAUUUGAGAACGCCAUGGUCCUUGUCACAGUCACCGGCGGCUCGACCAACGCCGUUCUGCAUCUCAUCGCCAUUGCAGACUCCGUUGGAAUCAAGCUCACGAUCGACGACUUCCAGGCCGUCAGCGACCGUGUCCCCUUCCUUGCCGAUCUAAAACCAUCUGGCAAAUACGUCAUGGCCGACCUCCAUAAUAUCGGUGGGACACCAUCUCUCAUCAAAUUCCUGCUGAAAGAGGGCUUGAUUGACGGCUCUGGGAUGACGGUUACCGGCCAAACGCUGGCCAAGAACGUGGAGAAGUUCAAAGACUUCCCGUCUGACCAGGAGAUUAUUCGACCGCUCUCAAAUCCUAUCAAGAAGACGGGCCAUCUCCAGAUUCUUCGUGGAAGCCUUGCACCUGGAGGAAGCGUUGGCAAGAUCACAGGUAAAGAAGGCACCCGAUUUGUUGGAAAGUCUCGAGUUUAUGACGAUGAAGACGACUUUAUCGCGGCUUUGGAAAACAAUGAGAUCAAAAAGGACGAGAAGACCGUUGUUGUCAUACGAUAUACUGGCCCCAAAGGCGGUCCAGGAAUGCCCGAAAUGCUUAAGCCCUCUUCUGCCCUCAUGGGCGCUGGGCUAGGUGACUCUGUCGCCCUGAUCACUGAUGGACGGUUCAGCGGUGGCUCUCACGGCUUCCUGAUAGGCCACAUUGUCCCUGAAGCUGCUGUCGGAGGGCCCAUCGGUCUUGUCGAGAACGGCGACCAGAUCACCAUUGAUGCCGAGAACAGGGUGCUUGAUCUAGACGUUGCAGAGGACGUACUUGCUCAGCGACGGGAGAAGUGGCUAGAGCGAGAGCAGGCUGGUAAGGGACGGCCGACCGGGUUGACCAUGAGGGGAACUCUGGGUAAAUAUGCUAGGUCUGUCAAGGAUGCCAGCCAUGGCUGUAUAACGGAUGCCUUUUAA
Messenger RNA from Arthroderma uncinatum, 4074 nucleotides. RefSeq lists its product as uncharacterized. Gene Ontology annotation, biological process: protein phosphorylation; branched-chain amino acid biosynthetic process. Gene Ontology annotation, cellular component: mitochondrion. The transcript has 4 exons. Bases 1 to 4074 code for a protein of 1357 amino acids. NCBI's taxonomy places the organism in Eukaryota, Fungi, Ascomycota, Eurotiomycetes, Onygenales, Arthrodermataceae. The record is from RefSeq and is a predicted model, not a curated record. Gene Ontology annotation, molecular function: protein kinase activity; dihydroxy-acid dehydratase activity; ATP binding.